This is a messenger RNA of Schistosoma spindalis, 5616 nucleotides long. The record is from the annotation of a GenBank genome assembly. Lineage: Eukaryota; Metazoa; Platyhelminthes; Trematoda; Strigeidida; Schistosomatidae.
AUGACAGAUCAGGGAUAUAUUAUGUUAUUCUCACAACAUUCAUUAUUGACACUAUCAUCAUAUAUUAGUAUUAUAAAUGUUAUUAUUACUAUAACUAUCAUUAGCAGUACAUAUCAUACAACUUUAUCAGCUACAUGGAUUUGUUUAAGUCGAGAACAAUUGAUUGCUUUAUCAAAUUCAAAAAAUACUUACCGUUUUGAAGCGGAAAUAAUUCAAUUAGAUAAACCUUCAGAAUUAUUAAAACAUACUACUGAUAAUGUUGAUUAUAUCGGUUUAAAUGCAUUUGUUAAAAUAAUCAAAAUUUUAAAACAACCACAAAUUGGAAAUUUAUCUAAUCAACUUCAAAUUAAUGAAUUAGUUUAUGUGAAUCAAAUUAAAUCAAGAGAUUUACAUGAUAUAUCUAUUAGAGAUAUACCAGUUAACAUUAAUGCUGAUAAUGAUAAUGAGCAAUGUCUGCCAAAAUUAGAAAGAGGUAAAACUUAUGAAUGGAUUACAUAUGCCCCAGAAAAGACUAAUAUAUUACAUAAUACAGGACAAAAACAAUUGAUCUUAAUGCCUGGUGGUAUUUUUCCAUUGUUAUCACAUCAAUCACUGGUACAAUUGGAAUCAAACAACAUUAAUAAUUUAAAAAGUAAUGGUUGUUCCAAACGUGAAUGUCGUUUUGGUGCAAUCUGUGAAGAAUGGUUAUCAAAAGACUCUGAUCAACUCAUUGGUGUCUGUGUAUGUCCAACAUUAAUGGAUAUGGCAAAAAAUCAUAUGUGUAAUAUGAAUAGUGGUACAAUAUGUACAGUUAAUGGUUUAUUUUAUUUAAAUGAAUGUGUUAUGCUACACCAAGCUUGUUUAAAACAAACUGAAAUGAAACCAAUGAAUUUAAAUGUUUUCAGUAGAAUAUUAUCUCAAAAUGAUUGUAGUCAAUUAAUUGAGAAAAUGUCUAUAUCUGCUAUUCCCUCUUCUGCGAUUCUCAUCACUGAUGAUCAAUCUUCAACAACAAACAAGAUUAUUUCACCAUUAAAAUCAAAUGAAAAUUCUAUUAGUUUAUCACCAAUUCGUCAAAAUAUUCAUCAGAUUAAAAAUGAUGAAAAUCUACAACAUGAUUCACCUCAUUUAUCUCAAUUAAUUAAUAAUUCACCUAUAAUGGAGUUUAAUUCAAUAAAUAAUAAUCAAUAUAAAUGUUCAUUAAAAAUAUGUUCAAAUGAAUUAAAUCCUAUUUGUGAUACAGAAGGUACAAUUUAUAUGAAUGAUUGUUUAUUAAAAAAGUAUUUUUGUCAAAAAAUCAAUAUUGGUGAAUUACCAAAAGUAAUUUCAUGUAAUUCUACAAUACAAAAAAAUAAACCUGAGGCUAAAUUAUGUGGAAAUGGUAAUAUAUGUCUUUAUGGAGGAAAAUGUUAUGAUCCAUUAGAUCAUUAUUAUCAAUCAAAAAUUAUAAUGAAAAAAAUUUUACCGUUAUAUUCCAAUUGUAUUUGUGAACAUAUUAAUUGUUUAAAUGAAUGGCCUGAUCCAGUCUGUGCAGAUGAUGGUGAAACUUAUACAAAUCAAUGUUUUUUAGAACGUGCAAUUUGUGAAACUCAAUCAUUAAAACGUAUACUUUAUCGAGGCAAUUGUGCAUCUAAUCCAUGCUUACAUCAUAAAUGUCGAUGGCAAGGUGAAAAAUGUCAAGUUGAUAUAAAUGGUCAAGCUAAAUGUACAUGUCCAGAACCUUGUCCAUCAGUUGUAUCUCCAGUCUGUGGUAGUGAUGGAGUGACUUAUGAUAGUACAUGUCAUUUAGAAAGAACAGCAUGUCAAAAAAUGAGAGAAAUUCGUGUAAUAUAUUCAGGAGAAUGCAGUGAACCAAAUGAUUGUAUACUGCUUAAUCAACCAUGUCAAGGAUAUGAAAUAUGUUCUCGCAUUAAAAAUCCAAUGGUUUACACUUCAGUCAGCCGUAAAUUGGAUGCAUCCGUUUAUGACCUUUCGAAUUCUUUUGAAGAUACAAUUCCACAGUGUAUAUGCCCUACAUGCCCAGAAUAUGGUCUAGGUGGUCAGGUAUGUGGAUCAGAUGGGCAAACAUAUCGUAGUGAAUGUCAUUUACGAUCGAGCGCUUGUCAACGACAUUCCACAGAUUUAACUGUUAAAUCAAGAGGAAAAUGUGAUGCGUGCCAAACAAAACAAUGUAAAUAUUAUGCAAUAUGUCAAUUAAGUGCAUUCGGUGAACCACAAUGUAUAUGUCCAACAGAUUGCCUUUAUGUUAGAAAGCCAGUGUGUGGAACCGAUGGUAAAACUUAUGAGAAUGAAUGUUUUCUAAAGGUGAAAUCAUGCGCUGACCAACGUGAAGUUCAUGUUGCUCAAGAAGGAUACUGUCGUCCAUGUACAGCUGGUUGUCCACUGGGUUUUCAGUGUCGUAAUGGUCAAUGUGUAUGUCGAGAUGCAUGUCCACCAAAGCAUCCAACUGAACUUGAUGUAUGCGGUACAGAUGGAAAAUUAUAUUCAAGCGAAUGUGAACUUAAACGUCAAGCUUGUAUUCAACAAACUAACAUAGAUGUAGAUCUAGCUGGUGUCAGAUGUCGAAGUAAAAAUCCAACUGUUCUACAAGAUAUAAAUAUGAAAACGUCAGGUAACAUACAAGCAGAUGGUGUAAGACUAUCCAGUUGUACAUGUAAUAAACUUGGUGCACUUUCUGAAGAAUGUGAUUAUUUAGGUAAUUGUAGAUGUAAAUGGGGUGUUGGCGGUUUAAAAUGUGAUCAAUGCCUUGCAAACUAUUGGGGUAUACAAAAUAAUCAUGAAUGUAUUCCAUGUUCAUGUCAUCCACUUGGUUCAACUGAGACAACAUGCAAUCAAGCAACUGGUCAAUGUAACUGUCGUACUGGUGUUGUUGGACGACAAUGUUCAAUGUGUCCAGAUGGUAGUCAAGUGACAGAAAAUGGUUGUAAUGUUAAAGGACAAAGUAAAGAUAUCGAGUUUGAAAGUGAUGAACAACAACAUUUACUAAAGGCAACUGAAUUAAAUCAAACUAACACAUUGAUUUCCCAAUUACCUGACAAACUAACAACAGAAAAUAACAAGGAAGAGGAUGGACGAUUAUUUACCGACACAACUACACUUCUUGUUCGUAUACCAUUUCAUAUCCAUCAACCAACUGAAAUACAAAUAAUUUUAAGUUUAGAUAAAGGUAAUGGAAUGCUUUUACAGUAUCGUGCACCUCCAAGUGAACAGGAACAAAUGAUUUUACGUGAUACACAAGAUCAUCAAUUCAGUAUGGCUAUUUCGAACUGGAGAGUUGUGUUAAAAUAUAUUGAUGGUGGUGUUCCAAAUCGUAUCCUACUUGUUUAUAGUAAACAUAAUCUUACACGAAAUACCAAGCAUAACAUUCAAGCAGGUAUUGUAUCAGGUAGACCAUGGAUAAAAAUUGAUAAGUUCAGUAGAACAACUAAUCAAGAUGUAAUUGAGAAAUGGGCUAGUACUCAUCAAUCAGAUAAUCAACCUACAGCUGGUAGUCUUGAGACCAUAGUAAUUGGUCGACAAAUCAAAAUAGGUAGUCGAAGUAUUUCAGAUGUAAAAGAACGUACUGAUAUUCAUCAAGAUUAUGGAUUUUCUGGAUGCUUAAAUAAAAUGAUUAUUAAUGCUGGUUCACCAAUGAAACAGUUUAGUUUAGGUCUUUUGGAAGCUAUAACUACAAAAUUAGCUUGGUUAGGAAUUGAACCUAACCCAUCUACAGGUCAUAGUGAAGCACCAUUAUGUUCAUCAUCAAUUAAAGCAUUAUCAUCACCUAAAAAUGAUAUAUCUAAUAGUGAUACCGAUGAAAAUAUUCCACCUUUACCACAAUCAGAUCAAGUUCAAAGACAUGAUAAUGUAAUUAAUCAAAACGUUCAAACAUUAACUAGUCACAUUCAAACUAAAAAAUGUGAAAAUUAUGGUAUCGGAUCAACUGGAUCAGAUGGAAAGUACACGUGUAUCUGUCAACCUGGAUGGCAAGGUGAUGUAUGUGAACAAGCGGUAACUAUUAUACCACAGUUUUCUGGAAAUGGAUUUAUUCGUUUAGCUGGUCCAACUGGGAAACAUGCAAUAAAACGCAGAAAGUUACAUAUUGAAUUAAUUUUCUUAGUUACACAACCAUCAGGUUUACUGUUUUUAAUUCCACCUAAAUCUCCUCAACAUGGUCCAUUUAUAGCAGUUUAUCUAGAUGAACAAAAUUAUUUAAAUGUUGUCUGUCGAACUGGUAAAGGAAAAUUAGUCAGUGAAAAUAUUAUCCAAUUAAGAUAUAAUAAACCAGUACCAUUAAAACAAUGGAAUACUUUAAUUAUUGAUAAACUGCAAAAACUGCUACGUGUUAAAAUGAAUAGGAAUCGAAGACAACGUGUAUCACUUAUCCCAUCACAAUUUACUCAUAUACAAAAUCAGCUUCUAAAAGAGUCAACUAAUUUCGAUUUAUCUUCAAGUCCAAUCUAUCUUGGUGGAUAUAAUUUUCAUGAUCAAACAACUUUAAAUUAUAUACCGAUUAAAAAUGGUUUACAUGGAACGAUUCAAAGAAUUAACAUAAAUGAGGCAGAAGUUGUACUGGCAGGUCCAUCUCCUGCAGAUAUGAUGAAUACACCAGAGGAACAAGGUAAAUUACCACAUUUAUUCGAAAAAUGGGCAAAUAUAUCUCAAUGGCAAGGUUUACCAUGUGGUCCACGAUAUUCACCAUGCCAAUUGGAUCAACCAGAUAGUAUAUGUCGUCCAAAUAUUGAGCAUGCUACAUGUGCUUGUACAACACCAUUACAACUGAUGCAUCUUAUGAAAGAACGAUUAGAUGAAGAAACUGAUGAAGUUGAGCAACAAGCUUGUUUACAACGAAAAAUGGAACUAUCUAGGUUAAAUUUGGCAUUAUCGUCCAGAAAUGACGGUCAGUUACAAUACGAUGGUCCAAAUCGUGCACCUUCAAGAGAAAUAUACAAUGAACCAGAUGAAGAACUACCACCAGUUGAUCCAGCAAGACAGAUUUCAAUCAACUUCGGUGGUUCAACAGUUUAUACAUACCGUGGACUUAUAAGAUUCACGGCAGAUUUUAAUAUUCGUCUCCGUCUACGCACAAAUAAAAUGGAUGGCUUAAUUUUACUAAUGGUUGAACAAGAUUCAUUGAAUCAUCAACAUAAUCUAUCAUCAUCAUCAUUAAUUUUAAAUCAACCUGUAACACAGAUUACAACUAAUUCAGAAUUUGUAUCAAUCGUAUUACGUAAUGGUCGUGUUGAAUUAUUACUGAAUUUAGUUACAUCAAGAAAAAAGAAAGAUAAAUCUUGGAAUAUAAAUAAUAAUGAAAAUGAUAAUCCAAUAUUCAAUCGUCUCAUGCCUAUUCAAGCAAGACAUAAAGUAGACGAUGGUGAAUGGCAUAUGAUACAAGCUAUGGGGAAUAAACAACGAGCAACAUUAUUCGUUGACAAUCAUAUGGUUUCUGGUGAAUUCACAGGUAUUUCAGAUUACAAUACUCCCCCGGUGAGAGAUGUCUAUCUCGGUGGGACACUAUUUAGUAUUCUUGGACUAUCAAUUGAUUAUCAACAAAAUUUCACUGGUUGCAUUGCUGAUAUGCUUAUUCAAGAGAAAAUUAUACCAAUCUUAUCAGAAGCAACAGAAAUACACGGUCCUAUUGAAAGAUGUAAAACACCAUGA